Ceraceosorus bombacis is the source of this 617-nucleotide messenger RNA. The record is from the annotation of a GenBank genome assembly. Lineage: Eukaryota; Fungi; Basidiomycota; Exobasidiomycetes; Ceraceosorales; Ceraceosoraceae.
AUGCAUUCCUUCAAGGUCAUCGCUCUUCUUCUUCCAUGUGCGCUCCUCGCACUCGCUUCUUUUGCCAGCGCCACCUCUACCGUACAGCAGAGCGCUGUAGAGCCGCGCCAAGCUGGAGGAAUUGGCAGGGCGGUGGUUCAGAUCGGCAAGGUUUUGGCAAGGAUCGUGGAAGAGGUGAUGAAGGAUGUGGAAGCGGACAAGGUCAAGAGAGCAGAUCAAGCUAGGGAAACCGUAGAUCGCAUGGCUCGCGAGUACCCGGAUACAAACUUUUUGGCAAGUCAUGUGGAGAUGGACAACAAGUUUGGAGGUGUGGAGAAGCAGGAUUGGGCGCAUGAUCACUUUGAGGUGGAUAUCAAGGUGGGAGGAACGAUUGGGUUCGAAGUGAGUUCUUGAUUGCAGUCUCCUCGCAGCAAACAAAUGCGCGCAUGAAAAGUCUGUACCUGACUCAAGCAAACGCAAUCCACGCCUUGCCUCUCUCGCAGCUCUGGGGCUUCCAGGAUGCGGUCAUCAAGCGUAAAGGAGACGGCGGUGCGCUCAAUUGGGCUUGGACCGGUGUUUUGGAAAAGGAUCCGGAGGAGAAUGGUUCGCUGCUCACCUUUGCUCGACGCAAGCACUAA